Messenger RNA from Toxotes jaculatrix (banded archerfish), 7310 nucleotides. RefSeq names its product SUN domain-containing protein 1-like. The transcript is spliced from 29 exons. Gene Ontology annotation, cellular component: meiotic nuclear membrane microtubule tethering complex; nuclear envelope. Gene Ontology annotation, molecular function: protein-membrane adaptor activity. Bases 40 to 3102 code for a protein of 1020 amino acids. Gene Ontology annotation, biological process: nuclear envelope organization. Lineage: Eukaryota; Metazoa; Chordata; Actinopteri; Toxotidae. The record is from RefSeq and is a predicted model, not a curated record.
CCGUACUGCUGCCACAACUCUCUUUCUGUGUGUGUGUUUAUGCUGUGUGUGUGUGUGUGUGUGUGUGUUAGUGAUGCGUGUCGGUCUCUGUUCCCUGUAAUGAGUGACGAGGACGUGGAUCUACAGAGCUGGGGCUGGACUGAUCUCUCCAGCUACUCCUCAGCAGCGUCGGACUCGGAGAAGGAGCAGCAGAUCAUCUCCUUCCACCGGACCAGGACCAUGUCCAGACGCAGCCUGCGGCUCGAUGACGGCCUGUUGGACCGCAGUCUGCCGCACAGCAGCGCCUCCUUCAGUGUGGGAGGAGACAGCUGGAGGAGCACCAGGUCUCUGAGAUCUCGUCGAUCCCAGCAGCACUCUGUCUCCUGCUCGGAGUCUCUCCUCGUCCACACUCCUCGUAAAGCGGCCGGCCCUUCGCUCCACAGCAGCAGCCUCCACAGUGUGGCCUCAGACGCCUCCCUGCUGUCCUCCCUGCUGGACGAGUCCUCCAUCCAGGAGACCACGCUGGUCGACACCUUCUGGGGUUUGGACCAUGACAUUGAUCCUAAAGACAGCACCAUCAUAGCAGAGCAGGGCACCGUCCUGGCAAACAGCACUCUGAUUGGUUCAGACAGCCACUGUGCCAAACACCCGGUCCAGACACUCAGCAGGGUUUACUGUAGAGACUGUGAGCGGGACUCUGUGCCGGGGACGGGGACGGGGCCCUCGGACCACGGGGAGCCGGAAACAUCCACCAUCUACUGCCGAGCCCAGAGCCGCAAGAACAGGACAGGUGUGCUGGUGUCCGUGUGGGAUGCAGGUGUGAAUGUGAGCAGGAGGGCAGCAGCCUGUGUGAUCUCCCUGCUCCCUCUGCUUUAUCAUCACCUGCUGCUGCAGAAACACCUGGACGUGACAGAUGUUCUGCAGCUGUGGCUGGACUCGUCAGUGUUGUGUGUCAGGAGAGCUGCGGCCUGUUGUGUGUCUGCACUGACAUACACCUGGCAGGUGUGUCAGGGUCUGGCCUCAAAGGUCACAGAGGGCAGCAUACACACUGAGAGCAGACAUGCAGCUCGAGCUGGUCACUGUGGAGUCAUGAACCUGAAGGAGCUUCACCCCAACGGAUCUCUGUGUGACGACUGUAAGGAGAAACAGCGCUCAGAGACUGAUACCGUGUCCUCGUCCCCGGCCUCGUGGUCCUCUCGGGCUUCCUGUGUGUUGGAGCUGAUGUGGAGAGCUGCUGUUUUUACAGCUUCGUGUCUGUUUCAGCUGACUCGGAGCGCAGCUUCAGCCGUGUGGCCUCAGACAAAGAGAGUAUGUUUUGCUGCACGAAGCGCCGGACGCUCUGCAGGUAAAACAGCAGGUGAAGUGUUCAGGUGGCUCAGCAGGCGAUGGCAUCAUGUGACCACCAGCUUCCUCCUGACUCGGUUUUCUCUGCGACUCUUCGUGGUUGUCCUCCCUCUGCUGCUCCUCCUGUUCAGCCUGUGUUGGUUUGGUCCAGCUGGUCUCCUGUCUGUCCUCCCGGCAGUAAACAUCACAGGGUGGACAACGGCAGUCUCUGACAUCCCCGGUCUGUCCCCCAUCUACAGUUUUACGUCCUCACCGAGCCAAUCGGCCGAGGACGCUGUGGAGGAGUCGAGGGAGGUGCAGCCCUACGUGGAGCCGCUCUACAGUCCACCUCCACCGGCUGAGUCGCCAGCAGCAGAGCAGGAGGAGUCGGCCCGGCUCGUUCGUCUGGAGCAGAGUCUGACGGCGCUGUGGGAGCGGGUGGAGGCCGGAGGCCGGCAGGUGGAGCAGAGACACAGGGAGGUUCUCCGGCUGUACGCCGACCUCCAGCAGCAGCAGCAGGCCUCUGCUCAGAGCACUGAGGAUGGCAUGGAGCCCUGGCUGAGCGACCUGCUGGACCAUCAGCUGUCCCAGCUCAGCAGGCGACUGGAUGAGGAGAGGCAGCAGAGGGAGCAGAUCCGACAGCAGGAUUUGUUGCAGCAGCAGAGUCAAACGUCUCGUUUGGAUCAGCUGGAGCUGCAGCUGCAGACGCUGGCCGCCAAAACCCAGGAAGUGCACUGGAGACAAGAAGCUGCUGCGACAGACUCACCUCCACCUACAACACUUCCAGCUGCGGUCAGUGUUGGUGUCGACCGUCAGUCCCAUGAUGCCUUGCUGGCAGAAGUAGAAAGGUUGGAGGCGGCUCUGGAGGAUGUCAGGCAGGAGGUUGAGGGUCUGUCUGGGUUUCAGGACAGCUGCCGACAGCUGGACAGAAUCCAGCAGAUGGUUUCCGCUCAGGUCCGUGAGGAGGUUCGGGCUCUCGUCUAUGGGAAUCAGCUGACGGUGGGGGGCGGGGGAGACUCAGACACCCUCCCACAGUCGCUCCUCCAGUGGCUGUCGCAGCAGUAUGUCAGCGGGGCCGACCUGCAGGCAGCUCUGGCCUCUCUGGAGCUCAGGAUCCUGCAAAACAUCAGCCUGCAGCUGGAGCAGCACAGCAGCGAGGACAUGGUCAGAGAGGCCGUCCUGCAAACCGCCGGGGCCUCUGGGGCCACCAUAACCCAGGAGGACGUCCACGGGAUCGUGAAGAACGCUCUGCGACUGUUUUCUCAGGACCGAACCGGCCUGGCUGACUACGCUCUGGAGUCUGGAGGGGGCAGCAUCCUGAGCACCCGCUGCUCGGAGACGUACGAGACGAAGGCCGCUCUGCUCAGUCUGUUUGGCGUUCCUCUCUGGUAUUUCUCUCAGUCUCCUCGAGCUGUAAUCCAGCCCGACGUCCAUCCGGGAAACUGCUGGGCCUUCAGAGGCGCCGCAGGCUUCCUGGUGAUCCGCCUGUCCAUGAGGAUCCUCCCCACCGCCUUCUCCCUGGAGCACAUCCCCAAAGCCCUGGCACCCAGCGGCACGCUACGCAGCGCCCCCCGAGACUUCAACGUCUACGGUCUGGAUGAUGAGAGCCAGGACAGAGGGAAGCUGCUGGGGGCGUACACCUAUGAUGAGAACGGAGAAGCUCUGCAGACUUUCCCUGUCACUGAGGAGAAUGAUCAAGCCUUCCAGAUCGUCGAGGUGCAGGUGCUGUCCAACUGGGGCCACCAGGAGUACACCUGCAUGUACCGCUUCAGAGUACAUGGGACGCCCAGCGACCUCUGAGGACGCCGCAGAUUCAUGUCCAAUCAUUAAAUACACAAACAGUGAGGAGAUGAGUCGUCUCCUGCUUCAGCCACGUGCUGCUGACGGUGCCUGAACGACCUCAGACUGAAAAGACAGCUGAUUUUUCAGUGUUGACCGUGACGACUGAGGCAGGCGCUUCCUUCCUCUCAGACUGAAUCGUAUCUGACUGCUGUCGUUUUCCUGUGGAAAAAGGACACGCUGGCUUCUUUGAGUGUGAUGUGUAAUUUUUCUGUCAAUAGUUAAUAUUUUUUUAUCACUGUUUUUGUAUUUGCUGUGUUUAAUGGUUCUUGUUGAUUUGAGCUGGGGAUCCUCCAGAGUUCUGGUCUUUGUAGAACAGGUUCCCUUCCUUUCUUGAGUCUCGACAGAAUUACAGUUACACUAAGACAAAGGUUCACAUUUAAAGACUGGGACUUCUUGAUUUGUUUAUAGUCAAACUUAAGCAUUUUUAUGCAGAACACUGUCAUUUCCACUGAAGCCUCUGUAGGAGGAGCUCUCACAGCCAGUGUGAACAGGAGGAACCAGUUCUCUAAAGUCUGACAUGUUCAACUGCACGGCAGCAGUUUAGUUGAACCACUUUGAGCAACACAUUUGAUUUGAUAUUUUUUUCUUCUGAAUGUGAUUCUCUGACAGCGGAGGCCGUCAGUGUGAUCCAGCUGAUCGGCGGAUAUCGGAGGGUCCUUGAACGCACCAGCACAGAGGGUUUUUAAAUGACUGGAGCUGCAGCGCUGAGCGAUGAUAAUGUGCCUUUGACAAAUGUUUGCUGACUCAUUGUUCUCUGCUCUGAUGACCUGCAUCAGGCAGAGACAUUUGAAAAAGACCAACAGACCAUACAGAGGAUGGUCAGCAGGAUGAGCAGCAAACCAAAUUCUGAGGCAGUGAUGGACUCUGUCCUCUGACCUGCGGUGCAGAACUCGAUGAUCUCGCUCCAACGAGAAACGCUGUAGUCUCCAUCCAGCUGUUUGGCGGCUGUCUGGACAGCCACCGUGUACUCUGUACGAGGGCUCAGGAACCAGUGACCUCUCACCGUCAUCGGCAGCGGCACCGCCUUCGCCACCAACUUCGUUGGCACAUCCUGAAAAAUAGAGGACAGGCUGAUGAGGAGUAUUUGGUGUGAGUCCACGUCAAAGCCCAGGAGCAGCUUCUCCUCGUACCAACCUUGUGUUUGAACUUGUUUUCUUUCUUGUUCUCCUUCUUGUUGAGGUCGAUGAAGUAGUGCGUGAUCCUCUCUCGACCUCUGCCGUCCAUGUCCCAGCUGAUCCUGAAGGAAUCACAGGUGAUGUUACUGAUCCGGAUCUGCUGCGGGACUGGCAGGUCGUCCACGUCCCCGAUGCCGCUGUCUGCAGACUCUGAGCCUGGAAAACAGCCCGUUUUAACUGCAUGAACCAGACACACAACAGUGUGUGUCUGUGUCUGUGUGUGUCUGUCUGUCUGUGUGCCUGUUUCAGUGUGUGUGUGUCUGUGUUUCACUCUGUGUGUGUGUGUGUGUCUGUCCCCUCCUGCUCUGUGUCCUUUCAGGGUUCAGCUCAGAGGACAAAAGGCCUCAGUCAGCAGAGACACAGAGCUUCGGGUCCAACAAGGAGCCUGUUGAGGAGAAGAGGUGACAGAGGACAGAGACUCUCAGGCUGUUCGGCGUCACACUGGAGCAAAGUUUUUUUUCAAACCAAGAGUUCCUGCAGACCUUCCCCCCUCCUCCUCCUCCUCCUCCUCUUCAUCCCUCCAUCCUGCCAGUGAAUGAAGGAGGUGAAGCGUCUUUUCAUUUACCAUGGGAAGGUAAUUAGCCACAGUCAUGUCCCUCAACUCUGGACAGUCACCAGGGUGGAUCUGCUGCCAAAGUCCAGUCCACAAAGAAGAACAGGAAGAGUUCAGUGACGAGGAUCUGAGAAAACUCGUCUCAGUAAACAGCUCGAGUUCAGAGCAACACGAGGCUGAAGGGCCGCAGGAAUCCCAGAGCUCGACUGUAAUCCCCGACUUCCUCUGAUGCACAACAGCAAAGCACCUGAUCCUGAUGUUAAUCUCUGCUGAUCUGCUGCUCACAGGAAGCACAUCAGCCUCUGUCAGCUGUGUUCGAUGGAUUUAUACUUGAUUAUUUCCAUUUCAUGUCACUUUAUUCUUCUGCUCCUUUACAUUUAAGAAGGAAUAAUGUAGAAUAUUUUACUUUGUGCUUCUACAUUUGACUUUUCAGGUGAAGAUUUCGUGCUCAAAACAUACGAAUAUAUAAAAUAUGAUGUUUUGUUAUAAAUUAAACUGCAUGGCUGCACAUGGAGCAGUUAAAAUUAUCCAAUACUCUAAGAACACUUCUGUACCCCAAAAUAUUUUAGUGCAGGUCUUUAACUUCUGAUGGAGACUCAGUCUUGUGCAGUAAAAUUACUUUUACUGAAGUAAUUGAUCUGAAUACCUCGCCCACCUCUGGUCAUCAGCUAAAUCUUAUGAAUUAAAACAGGAACCAUGUGUUACGUCACUGAAUUUGUGGCAUUUACCAGUUUAACCUUGUCUUUCAUGUGGAGUGGUCUCUGAGUCCACCUGAGGACUCUCAGUCCAGUGUUCCCUCCCUUUUAGCUCUGUGUUUGGCCUCCACCGGCUCCUGAGGGAAACAUCUGGCUCUGGCUGAGUCUGCCUGCUUUUUGCAGGAGGACAGAAGCUUUUUACAGAUGUUUCUCUGAAAACAGCUGCUGCUGAACACAACACCAUGAGAGCCAAGAGAGUGAAGCUAAUCAAUGAACAGACUGAGUUGUUGGAGGCCUGAGUCUGACGGCAGCGCAGCAGGAUUCAUCUGAACAGAAGCAGCAGAGCGACUCAUCUCCUCUCUGCUCUGGUUCUCCUGAAUGCCUCAGUCCCCAGAUCACCGCUUCAUCUGUCCAACAGUGACAUGACACACUGGUUUAAAGAGGACGAGUCACUCCGAAAAACUUCCUGAAGUUGAGUCCCCACAACAUGAGCAAUACAAGCACACACACACUGACCUUCCCGCUCACACAGCUGCAGACUCGGCUCCACAGUCGGACUGUUCAGGCUGCUGUGAGGAGGCUCCAUCAUGUUUCUGUCCACAAAGAACAAACAGGUGAAAUCACAGGGAGACGACAGUGGAGACAGAAGUCCGGGAGGAAAAUCAUCAGUUUAACAGCUGAGUGUCCGUUUUCAUCCCGACUGCUACCUCUGUCUGACUGCUGCCCGCUUUAUCUCUCUCUCCACUUCAGCGACGUCACGGGAUGAUCAAGGAGAGGGCGGACACUUUUCUAACGGCCACUGGUCGAACAGAUAAACGCUCUCUGAGCAAGAGAUGUCACUGGCUGCUGGAGGAAGCUGUUUGACCAAUCAGCAGCUGCUGUUCACCUGUUAAGCAUCAUCAUGUUUCCCACCAUGAGUAGCGUCUGCAGAUCUUCCUUCAUCAACAAGGUGGGUCAACCUGACUGUAGCCAGACUCAGCUCGUUGCUCUGAGCCUCAGUGAGUUUACAGGUGUCGCAAUCAAGAAGACUCAAAAAAAAAAAAAGUAAGAAUAUGUAAAUAUGUAAAAAGAGUCUGUGUGUGUGUAGUGACUGAUAAAUAAUUCAGACACAGUCGAGCUGCUGUUUCUUCAGAUUUUUCUGAUAGUUUAUUUUGGGAAAAUUAUGGAUCAUGAAACAUCACAAUUUAUCAAAGCAGUUUCUUUUUAUGUUAUGAAAACUCUUCAAAAUACCCACAAUUCGCAUUGGUCAUCACAGAUUACUACUGAUUUCAAUUUCGUUUCUAAGUCAAUUAUGGAGGCAAAAAGAAUGCAAAAUAACUCUAUACAAACAGUGUUGGAUAGUUCUUCUUUUUCCUGGUAUAAAAAUAAGUUCUAAGUGCUUCACACACUUUAAUACUGUCUCUGCUUUGGCAUGUUCACAGCUCAGAUGCCAGCACGGGUCAUUUCAAGAAACAAAUAUAAGAUGCAAAUAUCAAGUCACACUGAAUGAUUUUUUUUCUUGUAGUCUGUAAACAGACGACAUUUUAACGAGGAAACAGAUUUUAAUUUUGAUUUUUAUUGGCUCAAAUUGUUUUUUUUCUUUUUCUGUCAAAUUCACAACUGAAUUCUUUCAUCUACGUCCUGUUUGUAACCGAGAAGAGGAACCGUUUGGUACGUUUAACCGAGUUUUAAAUGUUCCAUAAUCUACCACACUAUGGUUGCCCUGUGCAGAUAUUGUAGAGAGAAUUUCUGAAAUGUUGGCAG